AAUUUUUGUGUCAGGAUUGAAAUUAAAAAGAAUUUAUUAGUUGGAACAUUGUUAUUUUGUUUAUUUGGGUUCUUGAUGGCAGCCCCUGGAAAUUACUCUCCUCUCUCUACUCCACCGGAAAAUCAAUGGGAUAGUCUAUUGGAGGAAAUUGAGGCUUUUGAACCCGAAAUGGUAUUCGAAAAUAUAGGCCUUCAACCCACAAAUCUUUCUAAUCCCCAAAUUCAGGUGGAAAAUACAGAAGGAAAUUCUACUGAAAAUAUACAGGAAGGUCCAAAAACCCCGCAGGAAAACAACCAGGAAGAAAAGAAAGCUAAAAGAGCUAAACUGGAAUCCCUUUUUGAAAGCUGGUUGGCAAAUCGCCCUACAACUGUUUGCUCUACAUCGGCACUCGGGGGACAGACAACACUUAUUCCUGGACCAUCAUCAACAACAACAAAUGUAUUUUCUUCUACUUCAGCAGUUGGAGCAACAACUACUAUGCAAUUUGUUUCUGCUACAAAUUCAGCAACACCACUCCCAUUGGCAAGCUAUAAAAUUCCUAAAAUUAGAAAAGAAGAGAUUAGUGGACCCCCAAAUUGUUACAACAAAAGACCAGCAAGCAAUUACGUGAAG
Molecule: messenger RNA, 612 nt
Organism: Meloidogyne enterolobii
Lineage: Eukaryota; Metazoa; Nematoda; Chromadorea; Rhabditida; Meloidogynidae
Source: the annotation of a GenBank genome assembly